Molecule: messenger RNA, 524 nt
Organism: Chara braunii
Lineage: Eukaryota; Viridiplantae; Streptophyta; Charophyceae; Charales; Characeae
Source: the annotation of a GenBank genome assembly
GUGUUGCAUGGAGGGACAUAAUACGUGGGCAAUUUGUCAUGUGCUAUGAGGACCUUUACCGGCGCAACGGCUGGUUGCCCAGGCAACACAAUGCGUUUGGCGAGGAGAUCACUCGUAGGGAGACGCGGUUCUACUCCGUGGACGUCGACGGGCGGCCAGCUGUCGACGUGGACGUGGCCCUGGGGUUUGCGAGGGGUAAGCUGCCACACGUCCUCUUUCGGGUGAAGAAGACCGGGGAAGACGUCCCCAACGACUGGGCGAUGCUGCCGCAGGACAUAGUCGACGACAUCGUGCUGAAGUGUGUGGAGAACCUGGCGACGGUGCACAACGGGAGGCUUGAUAUGGGGUCGUUCUUCUACGCGUUCCUUGAUCCGCCGGUUGUGGGUCGCGGCUAUCUGCACGGCGAAAUCCGUUCGUAGAUGGGGAGGUUGGGGGAGGGCCUCCCUAUAUUUCUCGGUGGCUGCUACAUGUCUGUUUACUAGUUUGGGGGGGGGAGGGGGAGCAAAUGAAGAGCCGUGCAAGGU